This is a messenger RNA of Vanessa tameamea, 2085 nucleotides long. RefSeq names its product ubiA prenyltransferase domain-containing protein 1 homolog (gene heix). Bases 281 to 1279 code for a protein of 332 amino acids. Gene Ontology annotation, cellular component: Golgi membrane; endoplasmic reticulum. The record is from RefSeq and is a predicted model, not a curated record. The transcript has a single exon. Gene Ontology annotation, biological process: menaquinone biosynthetic process; vitamin K biosynthetic process. Gene Ontology annotation, molecular function: prenyltransferase activity. NCBI's taxonomy places the organism in Eukaryota, Metazoa, Arthropoda, Insecta, Lepidoptera, Nymphalidae.
AAUCGAUUUUAAGGUGACAACUUUAGACCUAAUGUCAAUUGUCAAGACAAGACAAGACUUAAGUGUACACAUAACCCAAACGUAACGAAAUUAGGUUUUGGUGUUACUGUUUAUUUUAUUGCAGCACACAUUAUUAAUAUUUGUCCUUUGUGUAGUGUUUUGACAAUCCAGAGUUCAAUUUUUAAGAAGAUGGCAAUUUGCAUAGUAUAAUGAUAAAUUACUCUGUAACUCAUCUUCCAUUUCAAAUUUAAGUUUCAACUGAAGUUGAAUCGAGGGCAAAAUGGAAAAUAACAAAAAGGCUGAUGAUGUGGAUAUUCCGACAGCCGAUGGAAAUCUGUUAGAACAACCAAGACUUAAGACUGCUCCAACACGAAAUCCUCUGAUGAAAGUACGUACUUAUGUGUUGGCACUUCGACCGUGGUCACUCAGCGGAAGCUUACUGCCGACUCUAUUAGGAGCGGCACUAGCCUAUCGUCUUCCCGGAGAAAAUGGAUUUAGUUGGGUUACAUUACUCCUCACCCUGUGCACCAUCAUUCCAGUACAUGGGGCUGGGAAUGUUGUUAAUACUUAUUUUGAUUUUGUCAAAGGAAUAGAUAAUCGUAAGUCGGAUGAUAGAACUUUAGUUGAUCAUAUUUUAAGUAUAGAUGAAGUUGUAUCUCUAGGAGCUAUACUAUAUAUGGCUGGAUGUGCAUUUUUUGUGUUAUUGGUUAUAAUGUCGCCUGCUAGAAUGGAACAUUUAGCCUUGGUGUAUUUUGGAGGCUUAUCAUCAUCAUUUUUGUAUACCGGAGGUAUUGGCUUAAAGUAUAUUGCUCUAGGUGACAUAAUAGUUCUAGUCAUAUUUGGGCCUGUGUCUGUUGUGUUUGCUUUUCUAGCUCAGACAGGAAGAGUUGACUGGCCUAUUUUCUACUAUGCAAUACCAUUGGCUUUAAACACAGAAGCUAUUUUACAUAGUAAUAAUACCAGAGAUCUUGAAGCUGACAGUAAAGCUGAAAUUGUAACUCUAGCAAUUCUUAUUGGAAGAACUGCAUCUCAUUUGCUAUAUGCAUUUUUACUUUUUACUCCAUAUAUCAUGUUUGUAGUUGCCUCAGUUCGGUGCUCGCUGUGGUUUUUACUACCAAUGCUCACUUUACCUCGAGCAUUUGAAAUUGAAAGAAGAUUCAGAUGUCCUGAAACUAUGCAGUAUGUUCCCAGACAAACUGCCAGGUUGAAUUUCUAUUUUGGAAUGUUAUACAUGAUAUCCUGUUUGUUUGCUAAUAAGCUACCAUUCCUUUUGAGAUAAUAUAUAUUUAAAAAGAAAGAUUAUUGGUAGUAAUAUUUUUAAUGGAAUGUACUUACUGAUUUCGUAUAGCAUCAUAAAAUUGCAGAUUUAACUUGUAUUGAAGUUUUUUAAAAUUUCAUUUAUAUUAUAUUACUUAAUAAGUUAUCAAAUUUAUUGUAUUCUUUACAAAUGCAUGAUAGAGUUACAUAUUUUAUGUUUUGGUUAAUAAGAUAUUCUAUGCCAAAAUUGUUUUAUAAAAAACCCCAAAAGUUGUUAAAAUAUUAUUUCUGACUGAUUCAAUGAUGGCAGUUAAUUUAUUUUUAAUUUAUAUUUUUCAUACUUAAUUGAAAUAUUUUGUUGUGCUUUUGCUACAUGUUGUAUAAAAUGUCUUGCAUGGAUUAAAAAUAAUAAAAAAUUAUAGACAUAUCAUGAUGAAAAAGUUUUCUAGAACAAGAACAGUAGCAUAGCAGGAUGUUGUAUUCAAAAAUAUACAGUAAAACAAGAUAAAGGUUAUUGAUAACUUAUCUUAGAUUUACAUAUAUACAAAUGUAAAGCAGUCUGUCUGCCUUUGAAUGUGUAUUACUUUUUAGUGUGUUUGAACAUCUAAUAGUAAACUAUUAUGAAAUCUCAUUAUGCUAGCUACCUCAUUAUUGGUCCAACCGAAGGUUGAUUUCUUAAUUAAUUAGUAAAUACCAUAGCUGAAGCUGAUUAAUCCGCUGUGCCACAACCUUUGGCCUAAGCCCAAAUUUAAUGAAUCUAAGAAAUUCAAGAUUGGCUAUAAGUGAAUAAAAUAUUUUUCUUUUAAUAUUUAUGCAGGCUAUACAAAA